Messenger RNA from Drosophila hydei, 1118 nucleotides. Its product is annotated as angiopoietin-related protein 3-like. Lineage: Eukaryota; Metazoa; Arthropoda; Insecta; Diptera; Drosophilidae. The transcript is spliced from 3 exons. The record is from RefSeq and is a predicted model, not a curated record. The coding region runs from base 30 to 698 and encodes 222 amino acids.
AACGAGUGCAGUUGGUCUUUAUAAUUGAAAUGUUUCUAUACCGAGUGCUAUUGCUUAUUUCAUUAAUAUCCCUGCUGGGGGCUAUACAAGAAAGUACUCACUGCAGUGCCUUAAGGAAGAAGGAUGAAGAAUGUGGAUCAUAUUGUUACAAAAUAGUGAAACCCCUUCUGAGCUACGCUGCCUCAGUUCGAUCGAAAGAGGAACAAUUCAGCGAACUUACAGCAAAGAUCCAGAGCCUGGAAGCAACAAUAAGAUCUUUAGAGACUCAGCUUGAAACAACAAAAUCAAUUCAAGAGUUUAAAAACGAAUUAUUGUCAUCCAACCAGGAUAUAGUGGACAAGUUACAAAAUAUAAUUGAUACUAAAAAUAGCAAUGCAAAUGCGUUGAACACAGAGAUAAAGGAAAAAGAUUCGGAAAUAAUUAAACUGAAACUUCAAAACUCUGCAAGCUCAAACAAAAUUAAAGAACUCACAGAUAAAAUAUCUGAAAUGGAAAGAGAAACCAAAGAAAGUUUACCCUCCAACUGCGUUGGUAAACUUACAGCUAUAUACGAAAUAAAAGUUCCAGGCUCAAAACCCUUUUCCGUGCCCUGUGACUCGAGCCUGGCUGAUUCCGGUUGGACAGUUAUUCAGCGUCGUCAAGAUGGCUCUGAGAACUUCAAUCGCACAAUGAGUGACUAUAGAUCGGGAUUCGGCUGACUCAACGGGGAGUUUUUUAUUGGACUUGAGAAGCUUUAUUUAUUGACGAACUCCCAGAAACAUGAGCUUUACAUAUAUCUCAAGGAUUUCGGUAACAAGCAUGCCUAUGCCCGAUACAGUCACUUUCUUAUUGGCGGAGAGGAGGAACAUUUUAAACUCAAAUCAUUAGGAGACUUUUCUGGAAAUGCAGGAGAUUCAAUGUCUCCCCAUCUCAAUAUGAUGUUUUCAACCCCCGAUGAAGAUAAUGAUAAAACAGACAGUAAACAUUGUGGAAAAGAAUUUAAUUCUGGUUGGUGGUUUAAAUCUUGCUAUUAUAGUAUUCUAAAUGGAAUAUAUAGAAAGGAGGGGUUUUUAAGUGAAUCAGGAGUGGAUUGGAAUCACUGGCAAAGUAGUUCACUUAAAUUUGUUCAAAUGAUGAUC